AUGAGUGAUUCAAAUGCUACAAUCGAAGAUACUACAUUAUACCAGGCCGAGGGUACACCGCUUGCUGCCAACUCUACAGGUUCCGAUGAGGUUGUUGAUACAGCAGGGCAGGAUAUACCAGAGCACGGGAACAAUUUGGGGGAAAUUAAGGCAGAUGCGGAAAAAAGAGCCAGGAAGCUCUCACCCUGCUCUAAUGAAAUAAACAUGCCGUCUCUAUACAGUCAACUAGAUAAUCCUUUAAAAUAA
Mytilinidion resinicola is the source of this 246-nucleotide messenger RNA. RefSeq lists its product as uncharacterized. Bases 1 to 246 code for a protein of 81 amino acids. The transcript has 3 exons. NCBI's taxonomy places the organism in Eukaryota, Fungi, Ascomycota, Dothideomycetes, Mytilinidiales, Mytilinidiaceae. The record is from RefSeq and is a predicted model, not a curated record.